Messenger RNA from Pongo pygmaeus (Bornean orangutan), 3067 nucleotides. RefSeq lists its product as uncharacterized. Bases 2217 to 2741 code for a protein of 174 amino acids. The record is from RefSeq and is a predicted model, not a curated record. NCBI's taxonomy places the organism in Eukaryota, Metazoa, Chordata, Mammalia, Primates, Hominidae. The transcript has 2 exons.
GCAGAUUCUGCUUCAGUGGGUGUUGGAGCCUGAGAUUCUGGCUUUCUAACAAGCUCCCAGAACAGGUUUCUCUUAUUGCCUGGAUCCAACAGCAUCUCCUGGGUUCUUCGUGUUAGAAUACUGAAUGUCCAUGGAGAGUUUAAGAUGAGGAAGAAGAGGGCUGUCUCCUAGCUGAAACUGGUGCAGCAGGUCAUGCAAAGUAAAACCUCAGCAGCUGUGAUGAAGUAGAGCCAAGGGCCUGGGUGUCUGUCAACUCCAAGUGGAAGAUUUCCCCAGCUUUCUAGGUAACUGUGCUUCCACUGAGCAAGUCGGACACAGACUUGAAUGUCAUCACAAUUUGUGCCUGUGACAUCUUUCCCCAAGAACAGCACAAAUUGAACUUUUAUGUUCUUCAUAAUAUGGAAGGAAAGGUAUUGACUCAGCCACUUCUUUAUGCCUCAAGACAUCUCAUAUAUAUUUAUAUGGAUACAUACAUGAAUGUAUAUAUUCUGUCAUAAUGACGUAUUCUAUUUUUUUAUUAUAGCACAGUGUUAGGAUAGGCUACAUACGCUGCGUUAAACCCUCAAAUAGAAGUUUAUAUUAUGCAUCAGAAGCCAGUGCAUGGGCUCUCCUCGGCACAACAUCUCUAAGUGGUGACUUGGAGGUUCAGGCUCCUUUCAUCUUAAAAUGCCAUCAUCUUCAGCAUUUGGCCUCAAAAGUUGCCAGAGAGGGAGAAGAGAGUAUGUAUAAGACCACACUGCAGGAUCUGUGGUAGGUCUGCAAGCACUGCUGUCACCUCUGCCAAAUCCCGUUAGCCAGAACCCAAUCAUAUGGCCCCAUCCUAACUGCAAGGGAAGCCUGGGAAAGGUCUUCUUGUAUGCCAGGAAGAGAAAAUGAAAUUGACAAGUAUCUAGCCAGUCUUUGCUACAAGUUUCUACAUGUUGGAAUUAUUAUCUAUAUUUUUCUUCUGAUUAUGCUUAGCAUUUGAUACUAUGUAGACUGCCUUGUUGAGUCCUACUGUAUUUUGUGACAUCCACAUGCAGCAUCCCAUUCCUCACGACAGGACUAGGAGUGGUCAGAAGUUUUAUCACCCACUUUAUGGGUGGAAACCCUGAGGCCCAGAGCAGUUACAUGGCUUGUCCAAAGUUACAUAGUACUGUUAACUUAAAAACACAAUUUAUAAAUUUAGACAAAGAAAGAGGAGACUUUAUUUCUUAUAAAGCCUUCAAGAUGGCUAUCUCACAGGCUGGGAAGCUCAGCCUUCAGCAGAAGCCCAGAGACAAGCACUUUGAAGGCAGAGGGGUUGGGAUGGAGCUUUAUGCUGAACAGGUUGGCUAAAUAUACAUAUUCAACAGGUUACAGGAGGAGCUAUGAAUAUUCAUGAGGGUGGUCCUGACACACGCAUAUUGAACAAACAUACGUGUAACACAUGACCCAUGUUCACUUUGGGAUGGAGACUUAACAUUUCAAUGUAUUACAGUUAGGCCCUACACAUCAAAAGGUCAUUUCGGGACACAAAAGCUCACAAGUACACAAUCUCUGUAAACUAGUCAGAACCAGUCCAUGGUUGGUGGUCUUAUCAGGAAAAAGUUACUAAAAUUAGUCUCUCAUCCAAUGAAAGCUGUAGUUAUGGCUGGUGGAAUGGGGGUUCAGUUGGGCAGAGUCUAUGAGCAGGAUGAUUUGCAAUUGUUUAAAUAUUGCUUAUCUUGAGGCCAGUGCUUGUUUAGCUGCUGGAGAAAAAGAAAAUCCUGGUGGCAGUUAGAGCAUAGUUUCUUCCUUAGGUGUAGGAGUACAUGACUUCCCCUCACCUGGCAUGGCCUUAGGUCCUGUUUAUAAUUCGGUAUCUUAUUAUCACAAAGAAUCUGUUCUGUGAGUCAUGUGAUCUCUAUUGGAACAUUAAUGCUGCUCAGUUGUUGUGUCUAAACCAUAAAAGAGAGGGGGAGUAUAAUUAGGCAUGUCUGACCCCCCAUCGUAGCUGGGAACUAAGUCUUUAAAUAUUUUUCUGGGGUCCUCUUGGCCACAAGGGGGUCCAUUUAGUCAGUGGGGGCCUUGGGAUUUAUUUUUAGUUUACAUUGCUAAGUGACAGAGCUUUUCUUCUUUCACUCUGAGGUUAGUGGUCUCUCUGCUGUGCCACAUUGUCUUCCCCAGAAGCUCAAACUGGAUGCCCAGCCCUCAGUGUACAAACUCAAGUAUGCAAGAAAUACAUCUUUAUUCUUUUAUGAAUCUACCUAAUUUAUAUGUUGGAAGGUGUCAGCAAUGAAUUUCAUCAUUUUGGUAUUUCUCUACCUUUAAAGAUAUGUUUACAUUUGGGGUGGGAUGAAAGUUUGGUGGAGGGGAGGAUGGUUAGGUUGGGCCAAGGUAUUGGGAAAUCCAUUUGUUCCUCAUGUCAGCUGUUUGAGGAGGCACCAACCCAGAUGUCCACAGUUCCUUCUGGCCUUCCUUUACCGAUACUGAUGCACCUGUGCCUUCUUCCUAUUUGCAUGGCCCAUUUGUGCCCAGCAUCUUCCUGCUAUUUUGGGGCCAUUCCAGGGUCUGGGAAGUUCCGUAGGCUUACAACAUACAGCCAUCCUUCUCCCCAGCUUGCUGCCUCCCUGAGACACAGAGGUAGAGAAGUAGGAAAGGACCUACCCUACCCAGGCCUUUGCCCUCUCACUUUUCAUCCAUCCUUCUUCCCACCAGUGGAGGGAUGUGUUUCUAGUCUUCCAGGGAAGCCCCUCUCUCCUCACACCAUUUUCUUCCAAAUACUUUGGCUUUAUUCCUAAUCCUCUCUAGUCCUCUGAGGUUUUUUUAUAACACAAAACACAACUUACAGAAGUUGUGUUGUUGUUUUGCUGUUUAUCUUGUCACAUUAUUUCCCUACCUUGAGGCAAUAGGACAAGGGCCUGCUGUCCAGGGCAUGGAGGCAGGGAGGAAGGGGUAGGGGAAUACUAAGAAAAAAAAAAAUUUCUCGAUCACAUGUGUAUCACAUUUAACUUUAUAAGGUCCUGGUGAGGUGAGUAUCUGUGUGUCAUUGUUCUGAAACUAACAGUGAGGGGACGAAGCAUUGAUGGGAGUUCUUACAAUAUAUUUGGGAACUCGCAGGUGAGGG